This is a messenger RNA of Phymastichus coffea, 1526 nucleotides long. Its product is annotated as ribosome biogenesis protein WDR12 homolog. Gene Ontology annotation, molecular function: protein binding. The record is from RefSeq and is a predicted model, not a curated record. The transcript has 9 exons. Gene Ontology annotation, biological process: ribosome biogenesis. NCBI's taxonomy places the organism in Eukaryota, Metazoa, Arthropoda, Insecta, Hymenoptera, Eulophidae. Bases 119 to 1390 code for a protein of 423 amino acids.
CUUAAAUUAAGAUGUCUUUGCAGAGUAAGCUUGGAACCGCAUGUAUCAAUGUACGAUUUACCAACGCAUUUUAUGUGGAGUUAUAAAGUACUGUUUAAAAAGUUUUUAAAUAGUCAGAAUGGCUAGUAAAAGUGUAGAUACCGAUACACCGCAAAUUCAAAUUCGUUUUGUUACAAAACAACAACAAUAUGCUGUUCCAGAUACCCCUCAUUCAGUGCCUGCUACAUUACUUGCAUCAGAAUUAAAUGCACUUGUAAAUAAACUUUUAGAAGAACCAAGUGGUAUCAGCCAUGAAGUAGAAUUUGAUUUUCUGGUAUGCUCUGAAUUUUUGAGAACUUCUUUAGCUGAACAUAUUGGAGAAAGAGGUGUUUCAGUAGAAGAAGUAAUUAAUGUAGAAUAUAUUGUCAAACAUCCUCCUCCUGAACCACAAGACUGCCUCAUACAUGAUGACUGGGUAUCUGCAGUUGCAGUAUGUGAGAAAUGGAUUCUUAGUGGGUGUUAUGACAAUACAAUACACCUCUGGACAGCAAAAGGAAAACAUCAUUUAACAAUUCCAGGACAUACUUCACCUAUAAAAGCUGUGGCAUGGAUAUCAUUAGAUGAUGAAACAGGAACUUUUGUAAGUGCAUCACAUGACCAAACUGCAAUCUUAUGGAAAUGGAAUGUCGAAAAUAAUUCUGUAGAAAGUAUUCAUAUUUGUAAAGGACAUGAACGUGGUUUAGAAGCUGUGGGGGUGAAUAAUACAAGCAAUCUAAUGGCUACUGGUUCUUGGGAUACAAUGUUGAAAAUUUGGUCAACUUCCUUACAAGAUGAAAAUGAAGAUGGUGAAUCUGUUUCGAAAAGGAAAAAGACUGACUGUACUAAAACAAGAGCACCUUUAAGAACCAUGAAAGCUCACAAGGAGGCAAUAAGUGGUGUAGUAUGGUCUGAUAAAACUGAAAUAGUGACGUCAUCUUGGGACCACACACUGAAACUUUGGGAUACUGAGUUAGGAGGAAUAAAGCAUGAACUAAUGGGAAAUAAGAGUUUUUUCGAUGUCGAUUAUUCCGAUCUAUCUAGAACACUUGUUACUGCUUCAGCAGAUAGACAUGUUAGAUUAUAUGAUCCGCGAUCAACAGAGGGUGCUAUAGUAAAAUCUAUGUUUACCUCACAUACACAAUGGGUACAAUCAGUUCGCUGGUCUACAAUUGAAGAAUAUCUUUUCAUGUCUGGUGCAUAUGACAAUAACGUUAAAUUAUGGGACACUAGAAGUCCCAAAGCUCCACUAUUUGACCUUACUGGACACGAGGAUAAGGUAUUGACUUGUAAUUGGUCUAAUCCAAAGUUUCUGGUAUCUGGAGGAGCUGACAAUACAGUUAGAGUGUUCAAAUCCAAAUAUGCUCUUAAAUAAAGUAAUGAUAAUUCAAAAUUUUUUUAUAAUUUAUACAUAUGAUGACUGUAAUAGAUGUAUUCUGUAGAUUAUUUCUUUUUAUAUAAUAUUAUGAUAAAAGUAUAUUUAUUUAAAAUUGUGAAAUCAGUUACACCAG